Molecule: messenger RNA, 870 nt
Organism: Schistosoma guineensis
Lineage: Eukaryota; Metazoa; Platyhelminthes; Trematoda; Strigeidida; Schistosomatidae
Source: the annotation of a GenBank genome assembly
GAAACAAACAAUUCGCUAGUUAUGUAUGACAGAUUCGAGUCCGUAGGCUUCAUCCAACUUCGUACCCCUUCAUUUGAAACCAUUUUCUUGAAGGUCACUCCCGCCGCUUGCGUCUGGGUUUUCGCGCUUUACUUGAUUGGGAUGACUGAGGUUCAGUCGAGUGCUGGUGCAGAACAAAAGUAUGGGGGUGCUGAAGGGGCAGAUGCUAUGUAUGUAAAGCUCGUAUCGUCAGACGACCAUGAGUUCUACGUCCGUCGAGAGCAUGCUCUUACGAGUGGUACCAUAAAAGCAAUGCUUUCAGGUCCAGGUCAAUUUCAAGAGAAUGAAACAAAUGUUGUACAUUUUCGUGAAAUACCAUCACAUGUAUUACAAAAAGUAUGCAGUUAUUUCGCUUAUAAAGUACGUUAUACAAAUAGUUCAAGUGAAAUACCAGAAUUUCCUAUUGCUCCUGAAAUUUCAUUAGAAUUAUUAAUGGCUGCUAAUUUUUUAGAUUGUUAAUUCAUUAGUUAUUAUUGUCACUAAUUUUCCUUUAUGCGCUUCGUUCUUUUUUGUUUUUGUUUUGUUUUAUCCUAACAAUUAUCUUGUGGGAGUACUCAUUGGUUUGUUCUUAUUAUUACUAUUCUUAAUAAGUAACAACAAAAAACAGACAGCGAAAAAUACCUUAAUUAUUCGUAUUUCUUUAGUUCUUUAAAUGAAUGUUUUUUUCUUCAGAGACACAAAAAAACAUACCGUGAUAAUUAAAAAAAAUAAUAACCAUUACUAUCCCUACUACCACUACUACUACUACUACUACUACUUCUGCCUCCUUUGUGCUUCCUUUGUCUGAUUCUUAAACUUACUAAGGAACAAAAAAUAUAUUAAUACUUUCAA